CUCGAGUGUAUAUAGCUUAGGCAAUAUAUACAUGUCAUAUACAUGUCAACUAGAGAGAUAUAGAAUGAGCAUACGUGUUGAGGUCCACAUAGUGAGUAUCACCUUUUCUUAACUUGUAGUGGAAGGCGACUCUGCGGCCUCACACCGAUAUAUCUCACCCAAUAGUCAACAUGGUGGCACCCACCGAAACUAUGCAACCUAUGUUCUUGCGGACGCAUCUCAUCCAUGACGAAUGUCUGAAAUCACCUGAAACUUGCGUCGUACCCUGUUCGAAGUGUCGAGAUUUCCGCAGAGAUCUGGAGACCAAAAUCGCAUCACUAUCGGGCAGUCUACUCAAGUCGGAUUUCGAUUCACGAGCAUCUUUCGUAUUGGCCAAUGAGAUCGUACAGAGUGACAAACUCAUCCUCGCUCUCGCCGCAGGAUUAUGGAUAGUACACCCUACCUAUAUCACGGAUUCGUUUGCCGCCGGUAAAUGGUUAAUGCCAGAUAAGUAUGAGUGGGGCAUGGAAAUAGCCAGCAAGAUAAUUCCCGACACCAGAGAUAUCACAAAGGAACUGCUGCAAGCUUGUCGUGAACAACGUCUAUCCAAAGAAGCCAAGGUAGUGGCAGCAAAGGCCAGGGGUGAAGUUACCAGCGGACUGCUAUUCGAAGGCUGGAAUGUCUUCUUUAUGAUAUCUGAACCAGAACGGCUUCAGCGCUACACCUCAGUUCUGAGAGCGGGUGGGGCACAGUUUGUUGUCGAAGGAGACGCCAGCGCCGCAAUCACACAUGUGGUGGUCGACAUGCUUGGUCAGACACUACCGGCUCAUAUCCCGAAGACCGCCAGUGUGAUCGCGGGGAUAUCUAUCAUGCGUAGUGUCGUAGCCGGAGAAGAGAUCGCCGCCAAGACAAUUCGUUCGAGCGAGGAGUUCGAGGUGAAAACCAGAAUGAUGGAAGAAAUUGUGAACGAUCAUAUCGAGAAUCUUCUCGAUCCCGAUAGUUGCGAAUCUCUUGUGAGAUCAGUAAGAAUUUUCUGCCAAACUGGAAGACUGCCGAAGGCUCGUACUGUUGAGUUCAUAGUGAAGAACGUACUUCCGACGCAAAGUGAGCUUGUGGUACAGUGUGUGUCCGUGCUGGAGAAUCUCAAGUCCCUGCAUCCACCGCAACGAGUUCCCAAUGCAUGGGUGCCGGGACGCGAGUUCGCCGAAGAAUGUCUCUCGGACCAGUCGAAUGAGAUGGAUCUCCUAUCCGGAAAAAGGUCCUACACAAGCAUGGCAGCCACUCGGAGGUCAUCGAACUCUCUCGGAAUCGACGGCGAGGAGAAAGGGCCGUCGGAUUGGAUAUUCAUAAAGAUGGCUGCCGAAUACUCUUUAGCACAGGAUCACGCUUUGGGAUGGACGGAGAAGAUUUUCGGCGAAAAUCGAAGUGGCAAGAACAAAUGGGUGCAGACCCUCACUGGCGAUGGGUGUUUGGCAUCGAUUGAAUAUAUGGUAUCUGUGUUGGAAGCGUGCGCAGCGGUUACCGAUACUGAUGAGUCGAUUGUGACUUCGGGACCGAAAGGAAAUGUCGGGCUUGCAGCCAGUAUGUUACGAGAAGCCAACGAGACCGCAGAGGCAGCUCUCAGGGAUGUACUGGAGUGGAUCCGUUUGUGUCUCUCUAUGGACCCAAAACCUGACGAUGAUUGCGAUAAUAAACCCGAUCCAGACGAAGGAGGCAAGUCUACAUCAUAUAAGCCUCCAGUGGAUAGCCGGGGCUUCCCGAUCACAACACGCCUGGAUUCGCGACAACAACAAGUACUACUGAUACGGCUACAGUCCAUCGCGUCUCUCAUAGUUAACUCAUCUUCGGCUGGGGCUGCCCCGUCCCAGGUUACGCUGCUGAAGAAGUGCUACACCUCACUCGACACUACGCAACGCAAAGCGAAACUCCUGGACACCGUGGCGUGCGAUUCAGUGAGGAUAGCUGCGUGGAAGAAGGAUGUGAUCGCCAUGCUGCUCAAUACGGACUAUGACAAACAGUCUGUACCGCAGGACAUUGUGUGUCUAUGCGGCACCAAUGCCAAAUCAAGUUUAUUUCAGAUUGUGGGAUGCUAUUUCUUCCUGCGGCCGAAGAGGACUUCCAGUGGAAGUUUCGAUACAAGAGUAUUUACCGAUGGGAAGGUAGAUAGCAUGGACAAUAAUAGCAAAGUGGCGGUAGCGUGGAUGAACAGGAAUAUGCGGCGGUUACAAGUCCUAGAAACUCAAGAGAACGCAGACUGGACGGAGUCCUCAGAAGAACUACUUACUUUGUUGCUCCACUACAGCAGUGCAUACAUGUAUAUCAAAGGGCGUGCCAUUGCAGGUCACACACCUGCCAAGGCCCUGGACGACGCACCAUUGCAGGCCACCAUGAAACUGGAUGAGUGUGUGGCGUCGUUGCGAUCCAGAAUGCCCCGUAGUACAAGAAUCGAUGCGCUGUGUAGAGCAUUGUCCUUUACUCUACAGUUUGGUUGAUUCCAACAAAUACUAUACUCUUGCAAUUUGGCUAAUCACAGAAACAUGGGAAAGCUCGUCCUUGUACGAUCUCCUUUGCAUUAAAUCCCCAACGUGCCGGGAGUGUGGGCCUGUGCUGCGUCUCAUCGUGCGGGAGAAAAUGAUAGAACUUUCAUAUCCGCGCUAUGCCAUCACCGGAGACUAGGGGAGACGCAAACUCGUCAUUUACUAACAAACUCAUGUUCAGCAUCGUGCUCAAUGCGCGUAGACUGUAGGAUAAAUAUAUCAAUUACAUAGCGGAACUCUCAGUUUUAGCUCAUGGUUUGUAUGGUUAUUGUACGCCAGACAGUGACCAGCGAGGAAUUUGUGGAUGACAAAAAAAAAGUCUACUUCAAUGGCUCCGAUAGAAUCAAAAUGGAACUACACCUUCUGCUUUGACAGGUUGAUAUAACGAAGAUUAUUGUGCAGCAUUGCAUCCGGCAAUUGUAGAUACGAGUCUUUAGCACUUUACAUAACGAAACUUUGUCCCAGGCUGGUCGUCUCGAGAACUCUCAAGCUUUCUCCGCUUUAUAUUUACAAUUGCUUUGUAUGUACAACCUAUACUAUUCCAGUCUAUUAUUGCAUUAAGUCGCUCGAAAAUGUGAGUUCUAAUGGUCCCUGUGCGUCCAUAAUCAAUUACAAUAAAUUAUUUGACGAGG
This is a messenger RNA of Sphaeroforma arctica JP610, 3148 nucleotides long. RefSeq lists its product as hypothetical. Lineage: Eukaryota; Ichthyosporea; Ichthyophonida. Gene Ontology annotation, biological process: positive regulation of double-strand break repair. The record is from RefSeq and is a predicted model, not a curated record. The transcript is spliced from 12 exons. Bases 171 to 2471 code for a protein of 766 amino acids.